Molecule: messenger RNA, 1809 nt
Organism: Macleaya cordata
Lineage: Eukaryota; Viridiplantae; Streptophyta; Magnoliopsida; Ranunculales; Papaveraceae
Source: the annotation of a GenBank genome assembly
AUGGCGACCCUUUCUUCUCCAAGCUGCCACUCAUCUUCUUCUUCGUCUUAUUCUCGUGUUGCCCCUUCUUCAUCUUCUCCUUCUUCUUCUCUGUCUGGGAACCGUGGACGUAUAACAGUUUCUUCGGUUCCUAAACGAUUUCUGCCGAAGAAGAUCUCUCUUCCAUCACCUAGAUAUUGGAAUGUCACUCACAUGCAAGAUGGUGCAGUAACUGCAAGAGCACCCCUCCUUGCAAAUGAAACUCCAUUGAAGGAAUUGAAAGAUGGGUUGUUGUCAAUUACUUCUGCGGACGAAAUUACUGAUGUGGCAGGUUCUAAACUAGAUGAAAAUGAGACUGUUAGUAUUACUGUGGUUGGGGCAUCCGGGGACCUUGCCAAGAAGAAGAUAUUUCCUGCGCUUUUCGCCCUUUAUUAUGAGGAUUGCCUCCCCAAGCAUUUUACUGUAUUUGGUUAUGCUCGGAGUAAGAUGACUGACGCGGAACUAAGAACCAUGGUUAGCAGGACGCUUACUUGCAGAAUUGAUAAAAGGGAGAACUGUAACGAGAAAAUGGAGCAGUUUCUAGCAAGAUGCUUCUACCACUCUGGCCAGUAUGACUCAGAGGACAAUUUCACUGAGCUAGACAAGAAGCUGAAUGAGCAUGAGGGUGGAAGGGUUUCAAAUCGUCUUUUCUAUUUAUCAAUCCCACCAAAUAUAUUUAUAAACGUGGUAAAAUGUGCAAGCCGCUCAGCAUCUUCUUCUAAUGGCUGGACGCGGGUUAUUGUUGAGAAGCCCUUUGGCCGAGACUCUGAAUCCUCUGCAGCUUUGACAAGAGGCCUGAAAGAAUACUUAGUGGAGGAUCAAAUUUUCAGGAUUGACCACUAUUUAGGGAAGGAACUAGUGGAGAACCUCUCCGUGCUCCGCUUUUCAAAUCUUAUCUUUGAACCUUUAUGGUCAAGGCAAUAUAUAAGGAAUGUACAGUUUAUCUUCUCCGAAGACUUCGGCACUGAAGGACGAGGAGGGUACUUUGACAGUUAUGGGAUCAUAAGAGACAUAAUGCAGAACCAUCUGCUUCAAAUACUAGCCCUUUUUGCCAUGGAAACUCCUGUCAGCUUGGAUGCCGAAGACAUCAGAAAUGAAAAGGUAAAAGUUCUACGCUCAAUGAAGCCUUUGCAACUUGACAACGUGGUGAUUGGGCAGUACAAGAGCCACACUAGGGGGGGUGUUAAGUAUCCAGCCUACACAGAUGAUGAGACAGUACCUAAAGACAGCCUUACCCCGACAUUUGCAGCAGCUGCACUCUUUAUAGAUAAUGCCAGAUGGGAUGGUGUACCCUUUUUAAUGAAAGCUGGCAAAGCAUUACAUACUAGAAGAGCAGAGAUCAGGGUACAGUUCAGGCAUGUUCCUGGUAAUUUGUACAACAGGAGUUUGGGAAUGGAUCUUGAUCGAGCAACAAACGAACUUGUUAUUCGAGUGCAGCCUGAUGAAGCUAUUUAUUUGAAGAUCAAUAAUAAAGUCCCUGGUCUGGGGAUGAGAUUGGACCGGAGUAAUCUGAAUCUUCACUAUGCAGCAAGGUACUCCAAAGAGAUUCCAGACGCUUACGAGAGGCUACUACUCGACGCAAUUGAAGGGGAGCGGCGACUAUUCAUCCGGAGUGACGAGCUGGAUGCUGCUUGGUCACUCUUCACACCUCUAUUGAAAGAGCUGGAGGAGAAGAAGACAAUCCCAGAGUAUUAUCCUUACGGGAGUCGGGGACCUGUUGGGGCUCAUUAUCUUGCAGCCAGGUACAAUGUUCGAUGGGGUGACAUUAAUACGGAGCACCACCAAGAGUGA